AUGACCUCGGGGAAGACGGUCAAGCUGGUCCUCUACGAGGUGCUGCAGUUUGCAGCUCUCACCGUACCCAUCUUUGUAAUAAUGGAGAGGUUUGCCUGCCUCAUACGUGACGUGAAAGGACGUGAUCCGACGGCCUACUGGCUUGUGGUGGCGGCCUCUCUCGCAUAUGUGACCUCUGUGACCCUGCUGGUGUGGGCUCCUCUCAAAUAUGUGAUUCUGAAGCAGCAGAAUUGCAUCACAGAGAUCACACAGUGGAGACCGACGGCGCUGGCAUAUCUCAUCCUGUGCACAUUACCGUGCUUUGCUAUUUUAAUCGCCAGCUCCAAGGUGCAGGUGGACAGUGGACACAGGCUCGACCAUUUUUCAGAGUUGCCUGUUUCCUUGGUGCUUUUCUCCCUCAUCUGUGUGGAUAUAACAGAGAGGCUUCGCCCCUGCAAGCUCAUUGGACAAUCUGACAGCCUGGAUCCUGACUUUGACAUCCAAGGCCCCGUCCUCACCCACCUGGAGCAGGUGCCCACCAUAUCGAGCCAGCUGCACCCUGAUGAAGGCCAGAACGGUUUGACCCCAGGUUCUCCAGAGGCCAAAAACGUCAGCACAUCAGGCAGAUGGCAGCACUAUGCCGGCUCAACCAUCCACUCAACCGUCAGCUCACGAGUGCCCAGCACUGCCUACCUGUACUCCUCAUCCUCACGCCACAGGUCCUACUCGGGUAACCUCGGCUUCCUCUGGAGGAGGGAUGGGAGGUUGGAGGUGUUUGUGGAUAGUUUCCUGUUCUGGUUGGACACUGUGGAGAUGGUGAGAGUAGCAGGAGAGCCCUCAAUCUUCUACUCAGCCUGGGUCUUCCCUGUCUAUAUUCUCAGCUUCCUGUCCACUCUCCGCAUGGUCAUCACUCCUCACAACCCUUUAUUGUCCUGUGCUGGAGUCGCUCUGCAGGACUUUCCUUUCUUUAUCGUCCGGGUCGCUCUGAUUGUUGUGUUUGGUUAUGUGACGCCUGUGUUGUACCCGCUGAAGAAUGUGCUGGUGAGCUUGAUGUUUAUCUACUUUACAUUCUUAACCAGACUGAGGAUUUUCAGGAGGCAGAGCAUGUUUUGAGGAGAUGACAGAUUUUCUUCGAUUGCGGAUGCUUGAAAAGUUGGUAUGCUUAUGUGUUGGAAGCUGCACUGAGAAAACAUGGUGGUGGAUGAUGUGGAGCAGCCUGUGU
Molecule: messenger RNA, 1201 nt
Organism: Paralichthys olivaceus (Japanese flounder)
Lineage: Eukaryota; Metazoa; Chordata; Actinopteri; Pleuronectiformes; Paralichthyidae
Gene: tmem236
Product: transmembrane protein 236
Source: RefSeq, a predicted model, not a curated record